Molecule: messenger RNA, 3913 nt
Organism: Parasteatoda tepidariorum (common house spider)
Lineage: Eukaryota; Metazoa; Arthropoda; Arachnida; Araneae; Theridiidae
Biological process (GO): embryo development; regulation of transcription by RNA polymerase II
Cellular component (GO): nucleus
Molecular function (GO): DNA-binding transcription factor activity, RNA polymerase II-specific; RNA polymerase II transcription regulatory region sequence-specific DNA binding
Source: RefSeq, a predicted model, not a curated record
UUCAAUCAGAUUUAUUACCCUAGUGGUGUUUAUUUCAACUAAUUUUAACACGGUCGUUUAAUUAUAUGUCACCGGUAUUAAAAGCUAUAGAUCAAGAAAGACUUGAUAGUUCUAUAUUUGUUAAAAGGGAGAGCGUCCUUUACAGAUAACAUGGCUGCUAAAAGAAAGCCCAAGUUGAAGGCAAAAGGAAAGAUAUCUUCAAAAACUCAACCUUCCAUUUCCAGGAAGAUAACAAAGAAACCCACACUGGCUUCUCCAAAAACAAGUGGUGUGAGAAGAGUUUUGCGUAAAACUCCUGCUAAAACUAUCAAUAACAAAGUAACUAAAAAUUCUAAGAAAUUAAAAGCAGCAAAAGAAGUUUUAGUUAAACCAAAUCUAGCUUUAUCAGAACCAGUGAAGCCUAAAGUUUCUUCCUUGGCAACUACAAACAAGAAAGCUAUAAAGUGCAAAAGUUUUUCUUGCAAGCAGUGCAAAAUAGAAUUCUCUUCCAUUGGAUUGUUAAGAAAACACCAGUAUGUUUGUGAAAUACCUAAGAACAAAGAGGUAACAUCAAAGACUGGAACUAAAACUCCAACUUCAAGAGGAAAAAAAGAAGCUUCAAAAGUGAUUUCAAGUGCAGCUUCUAUUGAAAAUGGAAAUGCUGACAUUGGAGUUGUUAAUACAACUUUAGAGUCCCAGUCCAGACGAAAGUUGCGCACAAAAGAAAAUGACACUAAAAUUGAUAUUCCAAAAAGUUAUGGAAGGAAACGUCGGGCCCCUGCCAAUGAUGCUACUCCUGUGUUUUCUGAAUUACACUCUGAAGAAAAUGAUAUAAAUGGAUCUGCUCCCCCGUUAAAGAAGAAAAGAGGGCAAAGUGUUAAAAAUUCGGUAAAGACAAAGGAAUCAUGUGAAGUGUCAGCUGACCGAGAAAAUGUGCAAAAUGAUACCGAAGUUCCCAGUGGUGGAGGCUUGCAGUCCUCAAUGUUCAAUAAGGUCAAGACUUUACUAUCGAAUUCAAAAUCUUGUGAAAAGGUACCUCAGCCUUCUGAAGGUUCUGCAGUUAGUAAAACCAAAACAAUGCAAAUAUCUGCAUCAAAUUUACGAAAAAAUAUUGCAUUUUCUCUGGAGAGAAAUACUGAACCUAUUGCUAAAAAAAGUUUACCAGUACUUACCAAUAGAAAAACUAAUAUUGGCAGGUCAAAAAAGAGUAAUAUCAACACAUCAGAUUCCCCGACUGUUAGAGGAAAAGAUGCAGUUCGUCAAAAAUACCCAUCUGGUAAUGAUGUAGAAAUUCUGUUUGAUAACAAUAUGAAUGCUGAUAGUGCUGCUUUAGCUGGAAAUGUAAAAAAAGAAAUAGAUUUGUUAGAAGUUAGUGAUGAGCCAACAAAUAAGCAAUCAAGCUCUGUACUGGAAAAUAAUAUCAUCAUUCCAGAGGUUAUUACUGUUGUAGAGGCUCAAAAUUCUGGAAAUGUUUCUAACAAAGAAGCUGAAAAAGAUGAUGCCAUUUUGCCUGAUAACAUCGAACCUGAAAUAUUAACUCCGCUUCAACCAGUGAAAGAGGAAAAUGAUCCACAUGAUUAUUUAGAUAUAUAUGAUGAAAGCAAUGGAACAAGUUUUCCUCAGGAACCAGGCCCAAGUGUAGAUUCACCUGAGAGAAUAUCAGAAACUACUAAUUCGAAGAAAGUUGCUAAUAAAGAAGGCUUUGCUUUUACUUGUGCUGUAUGCCAGAAAAAUUUCAGUCGAAAGUAUCAUCUUGAUCGUCAUUUACGAAUAUCUAAAUGCUCUGGUUUACCUAUGCCGACAUUUCCCUGUGAAUUAUGUAACAGAGUAUAUACAAGAAAGGACAAUUUACGUGAACAUUUACGAUCUCAUACCGGUGAAGUGCAUCGUAGGAAAAAUCACAAGUGCCCGUAUUGUGACAAGGCAUUCCAUGGUCAAUCUUUACUUGCAAUUCAUGUUCGUAAGCACACUGGAGAGAAACCUUAUGCUUGUGAUUAUUGUCCAAAAAAAUUUCCCUCUACUGGAGCUCUGUCCAAGCAUCGUAUGACUCAUACAGGGGAGAAACCUUAUGCUUGCAAUGAAUGUGGAAGGAGAUUUACUUUGAAGGGAACUUUGAGUCGCCAUUUAAGAACUCAUACUGGCAUCAGACCUCAUACUUGCACCUUUUGUGGGAAAAAAUUCAUUCAAGUAGGUGGUUUAAAUGCUCACAUGUUUUUCCACACUGGAGAAAAUGGUUUUAAAUGUGACGACUGCGGCAAAAUAUUUAAUAGAAAAGCCCGUCUUCAAAUGCAUCAGCUUUACGUUCAUAUAAAACUCAAACCAUUUGUUUGUGAACAUUGCCAAAAGUCAUUCACUCGCAAAGAAGAUCUCAUGCGUCACUCUGUUUUGCACACUGGGGAAAAACCUUAUAAAUGUCCGACCUGUGACAGACGUUUCUCUGUGAAACCGUCUUUAAAGCUACAUCUCUUGACGCAUACAAAGGAGGAGCCAAGGUCUUGUCAUGAAUGUGGCAGGGCUUUCAUUCGCAAGGAUUGUCUACUGCGGCACAUGAGAAAGCGACACAGAGAUGUGUUCGAUAAACUACUCUUUGACGAAAAAGACGAGAAAGACACCAAUAUCAUCAAUACUAGGGUUUUGAGUGAGAAGGAUCUUACUGAAAAUAUACGAGAACUUUUGUAUCUACUUAUUGAUGAGCCGACUCUCAUCGGUUUUGGAUGGCCAGAUAAACCUGUUGAUGAGGUUUUGGAAUUAGUUAUUCAGAGAUGUGGACAUACACCUGUUAGCAGAGAUCAUUAUGUUUACAUGGAUAGAUUGCGUGAAAAUGCUAAGUUACUUUUUACGGUUGUUAUUGACGAUAAUGCUGUUAAGACUCUGCUCAAUAAUCAAACUGUUGAUGAGGUUAUUCUUCAUGUCCUCAGACUAGCUAAAACGUGAUGUGCUAAAUUUCUUGUUACCUAUUUUAUAUUGAGCUACGUAGAGUUAUAUCUAAAUUUUAUACUUUUAGAAUUUUAUCUUUAUACAUAGGGGAAUGUAUCUUCCAUCAUAUUACUUGUCAAAGGAUUUCUAGUUUUUAGAAAUACAUUAACCUUUAAAUUUAUAAAACUUAUAUCAAAAGGUAUUUUUCUAUAAAGAUUUUCUGCUGUUAAAGUUGUUAAUAUUCUACUUGUUAAGAAGUCAUUUUACUUAUUAAAAUGUAACAAGUGCCUUUAAUUGUUAAAAAUUCUUUUACCUAUCAUAAAAAAGCCUGUUAAAGUUUUGAAGACCUUAGUGGACAAAUAAGUUGAAAGAAAUUUUAAACUAAAAAUUUUUGUACAAUUAUUAAUGUACUAUUUGUUAAAAAGGUGUUUUAUCUCUAAAAAAUUGUUUUAUUUUUUGAUAAGUUUCUUAAGCCUUUAAUUGUCAAAAAGAACUUUUAUCUAAGAAAAAAGUGCCUUUUAAAGUUUAAGAACUUUGUGGUAGACAAGUCAAAAGUACUUUUUUAAGGGAAUCACCUGUCGAAUUCAUCAAAACAUAGUGAAGCUGUUUCAAAAAGCAUGUAGAAAGCUUAACAUAAUGAACUAAUAUUCUAUUACUUGCUGUUGACCAUAGCAUAUUCUUAAUCAGACGAUUUAAAUACUUCUAAAGUAUUACAUGAAAUGUUAUUCUACUAUUUUUUAAUUAUUCUCAGCCAAUAUAUGAUGGUUUAUUCAAGCUUCUGUAUUAUGUUUUAAAAACAGAAAAAAUAUCUCUAUCAUUUUUUAUUUUUGGCAGUUGAUUAUACAUAGUAGCCAAAUUAAGAUGUUUUACUAUUUCUUAAGACAGGUACCUUGUCCUCCUAAAAGCUAUUGUAUUUUGUGAAAUAUUUAUGCUGUUUUUUAUAAGCAUUUAAAUGUGUAAUUUUACUUUUAUUCCCAAAUGGAAAAACAUUAUUAAACCCAUACUUUGACUCUAUUAA